Hyalella azteca is the source of this 1602-nucleotide messenger RNA. Its product is annotated as telomere length and silencing protein 1 homolog. Gene Ontology annotation, biological process: mRNA splicing, via spliceosome. The transcript has 6 exons. The record is from RefSeq and is a predicted model, not a curated record. Gene Ontology annotation, cellular component: spliceosomal complex. The coding region runs from base 45 to 935 and encodes 296 amino acids. NCBI's taxonomy places the organism in Eukaryota, Metazoa, Arthropoda, Malacostraca, Amphipoda, Hyalellidae.
AGUUUUUUAGGAUUUAUUUGAGUAGCAUAUAAAAAGUAAUUUCAAUGGGUGAGGAAAAGUCAACAAUGUUCAAAAAAAUCAAAAGCAAGUCCAUCAGACAGAGAAGGUUCUCAGAAGAUGAAGAAUCUGAUGAUGAAGAAACAUUAAGUUUGAAAAUAGAAGAAAAUAAACUUCUUCGGAAGUUGAAACAGCGGGUUGGUGGAGUAACGGCUGAGGCACUUCUGGCUGGCAGCAAAGACAAAGAGAAGAAGAAAGAUCAGGACGAUCCUUACAAAACAAAGAAAGGUGGCAUGGUGGACCUCAAAGAUAUCAAGAAUGCUCCUAAAAUGGACGACGCUUAUGACACAGGCAUCGGAACUGCUUUCUCUGCUGAGACCAACCGGAGGGAUGAAGAUGCUGAGAUGCAAAAAUACAUUGAAGAAAACCUUGCUAAGAGAAAAGGACAGCAAGAUGGAGAUCAAACAAACUCGGAAGAGAACCGCUAUCUAACUCCCGAACAAGCUGCACUCAAUGCUGUACCAGAGUUUUUAAGAAAGUCUUCAUCAAAAACCAAUGAAGAGAUGUUGAGCAAUCAAAUGCUGAGUGGUAUUCCAGAAAUAGACCUCGGGUUGGAGGCUAAAAUUCGCAAUAUUGAAGCUACUGAAGAAACUAAGCAGAAAUUAUUGCGAGACUCCCUCAGAAAGAAAGACAAGCCCUCUGAAUUUGUCCCUAAGAACAUGGCAGUAAACUUCGUGCAACACAACAGAUUUAAUAUUGAGGAAGGCGGACCACAGAAAAAGAAAGAGAAGAAGGAAGAGAAGUUCGAGGAGGUGGUGGAGCCCGUGGUGGGUGGCGGUGUCAAGGUUUCUACUCUCGCACCGAAAAAGCCAACAGCGCAGAAAGCGACCGACGAUUUCCAUUAUGAAAAAUUUCGCAAGCAGUUUAGAAGACAUUGAUGCGAGUCGUGCUGCUGUAUUUUUUUCCAUAUGUUAUUACUACUUGAUGGCUAGCUAUACGUGUUGUAGCCCCUUUCAACAUUCCAGAUAAACGUGAGAUUAGGAGUUACAUUGUCAUAUGCGCUAACUCGUCUACUUGCGACCCUGGAAAUCAUUUUUUCUGUGAUAUAGUUCCUGAAUUAAAUUGGCGACCAGUAGGAUUUGGUGAUUGAAUUUUGAAUUCAAUGUCAUAAAUGAUAGAUUUGAUAGUACACUAUGCAGAAUUGAGAAUGGCUUCGUUUACGAUUACUGGCAAUUAUUAUUCAUACGGAAGAGGUAAAUGUAAAGUAAAUCUUGUGAGCAUAAAUUGUUACCAUGAACACCGAGCGGAAUAAAUUUCGGAAACAGUAUUGUAGGUUUAAAUGAACAAUAAAGCCGUGACUUCUUAUGAAGUCGUACUUAUGUACAUGGCAUUUUAGGCUACUUUUCAGGAUCAUUCAUAGCUUGUAUGUUAUGAAAAUUCUUAUUUUCUCAUAUUAAAAGACGUCACUCUGCCUUGGAGGUUAAAGAAAAGAAAAUUUUUGUUUCAAUUUAACAAUAUUGAGUAGGAGUAGUAAUAGCCACAUGAACCUCGCUUGUAACCCAUUCCGUUAUAACUGACGACUAAUAUAAAUCUUGUAAACGUUAA